AUGUGUCCGGCCUCACCUGGAGCACUGCAGCAGCCCCCCCAUGUGUCCGGCCUCACCUGGAGCCCUCCUGGAGCCCCCCAUGUGUCCGGCCUCACCUGGAGCACUCCAGCAGCCCCCCCAUGUGUCCGGCCUCACCUGGAGCACUCCAGCAGCCCCCCCAUGUGUCCGGCCUCACCUGGAGCCCUCCUGGAGCCCCCAUGUGUCCGGCCUCACCUGGAGCCCUCCUGGAGCCCCCCCAUGUGUCCGGCCUCACCUGGAGCCCUCCUGGAGCCCCCCCAUGUGUCCGGCCUCACCUGGAGCACUCCAGCAGCCCCCCCAUGUGUCCGGCCUCACCUGGAGCCCUCCUGGAGCCCCCCAUGUGUCCGGCCUCACCUGGAGCACUCCAGCAGCCCCCCCAUGUGUCCGGCCUCACCUGGAGCACUCCAGCAGCCCCCCCAUGUGUCCGGCCUCACCUGGAGCCCUCCUGGAGCCCCCAUGUGUCCGGCCUCACCUGGAGCCCUCCUGGAGCCCCCCAUGUGUCCGGCCUCACCUGGAGCCCUCCUGGAGCCCCCCCAUGUGUCCGGCCUCACCUGGAGCACUCCAGCAGCCCCCCCAUGUGUCCGGCCUCAUCUGGAGCCCUCCUGGAGCCCCCCAUGUGUCCGGCCUCACCUGGAGCCCUCCUGGAGCCCCCAUGUGUCCGGCCUCACCUGGAGCCCUCCUGGAGCCCCCAUGUGUCCAGCCUCACCUGGAGCCCCCCAUGUGUCCGGCCUCACCUGGAGCCCUCCUGGAGCCCCCAUGUGUCCGGCCUCACCUGGAGCCCUCCUGGAGCCCCCAUGUGUCCGGCCUCACCUGGAGCACUCCAGCAGCCCCCAUGUGUCCGGCCUCACCUGGAGCCCUCCUGGAGCCCCCAUGUGUCCAGCCUCACCUGGAGCCCUCCUGGAGCCCCCCAUGUGUCCGGCCUCACCUGGAGCACUCCAGCAGCCCCCAUGUGUCCGGCCUCACCUGGAGCCCUCCUGGAGCCCCCAUGUGUCCGGCCUCACCUGGAGCCCUCCUGGAGCCCCCCAUGUGUCCGGCCUCACCUGGAGCACUCCAGCAGCCCCCAUGUGUCCGGCCUCACCUGAAGCCCUCCUGGAGCCCCCAUGUGUCCGGCCUCACCUGGAGCACUCCAGCAGCCCCCAUGUGUCCGGCCUCACCUGGAGCACUCCAGCAGCCCCCCCAUGUGUCCGGCCUCACCUGGAGCACUCCAGCAGCCCCCCAUGUGUCCGCCCUGACCUGGAGCCCUCCUGGAGCCCCCCAUGUGUCCGCCCUGACCUGGAGCACUCCAGCAGCCCCCAGGCCUCCUGCACUCAUCUUCCUCAACAACUCUCAUUAGUGUGCAUCCACUCUAGACAACGAUACAGGUCCUCCACUGCAUCACUGGCAUGUGUCAGCAAUAGAAAGGAACACAAUACUGAUCCCUAA
Messenger RNA from Procambarus clarkii (red swamp crayfish), 1440 nucleotides. RefSeq names its product proline-rich protein 36-like. NCBI's taxonomy places the organism in Eukaryota, Metazoa, Arthropoda, Malacostraca, Decapoda, Cambaridae. The record is from RefSeq and is a predicted model, not a curated record.